GCGCAACCAUCACCGUGUUUGAUCCGGCGUCGACCGCUCUCCCGCGAUCGGCAUUCAACCGCCGCAUUUUAUCCGGUAACAUUUUUCUGUGGUGGAGCAAUUUGGUCUGGAUAAUGGACCAGUAUGAGAAAGUUGAGAAGAUUGGAGAAGGAACUUAUGGUGUGGUUUACAAGGCUCGUGACCGUGUGACAAAUGAGACUAUUGCUCUAAAAAAGAUCCGCUUGGAGCAGGAAGAUGAAGGAGUCCCUAGCACAGCAAUAAGGGAAAUCUCUCUCUUGAAAGAGAUGCAACAUGGCAACAUAGUCAGGUUGCAGGAUGUAGUGCACAGUGAGAAACGGUUGUAUCUUGUUUUUGAGUAUCUGGAUCUGGAUUUGAAGAAGCACAUGGAUUCGUGUCCAGAGCUUGCUAAUAAUCCACAUUUAAUAAAGAUGUUUCUCUAUCAGAUUCUUCGUGGAAUUGCAUAUUGCCAUUCUCAUAGAGUUCUUCACCGAGAUUUGAAACCUCAAAAUUUGCUAAUAGAUCGCCGCACUAAUGCAUUGAAGCUUGCAGACUUUGGGUUAGCUAGGGCAUUUGGUAUUCCCGUGAGGACAUUUACUCAUGAGGUGGUAACACUCUGGUACAGAGCACCAGAAAUCCUCCUCGGAUCCCGCCAUUACUCUACUCCGGUUGAUGUAUGGUCAGUGGGCUGUAUAUUCGCUGAGAUGGUGAAUCAGCGGCCUUUGUUCCCUGGGGACUCUGAGAUUGAUGAACUUUUCAAGAUUUUCAGAUAUAUGGGUACUCCAAAUGAAGAAACCUGGCCUGGAGUGACUUCGUUGCCAGACUUCAAGUCUGCCUUCCCCAAAUGGCCCGCUAAGGAACUGGCAACUGUGGUCCCAAAUCUUGAACCAACUGGUGUUGAUCUCCUUUCUAAGAUGCUCUGCUUGGACCCAAGUAAAAGAAUUACAGCGCGGAGUGCCCUCGAGCAUGAAUACUUCAAGGAUCUUGGUGUUGUACCUUGACCUUCCUGUAUCUUCUUCUUUGCAAAUUGUUUUGGCGACUGUUGAUAGUACUAGCAACUCAUGGCAUUUAAUUGUGUGAUAAUGUGUGCUUUUAAUCCAUUGUUUCUCUUUUUGUUCCAUCUGGUUCAAAUCACAUUGAACUGGAACUAGCCUUUCUCAUUGCAUGUGCAUGUAAAGAAACACUGGAUAUGGAUGGCAUUUAUUUUAGAUUUUCUUGUGUUAAAAGCGAAUAUUAUUAAA
This is a messenger RNA of Telopea speciosissima, 1238 nucleotides long. RefSeq names its product cell division control protein 2 homolog A. The coding region runs from base 114 to 998 and encodes 294 amino acids. Gene Ontology annotation, biological process: signal transduction; regulation of meiotic cell cycle; regulation of gene expression. The transcript is spliced from 9 exons. NCBI's taxonomy places the organism in Eukaryota, Viridiplantae, Streptophyta, Magnoliopsida, Proteales, Proteaceae. Gene Ontology annotation, cellular component: cyclin-dependent protein kinase holoenzyme complex; cytoplasm; nucleus. Gene Ontology annotation, molecular function: ATP binding; cyclin binding; cyclin-dependent protein serine/threonine kinase activity. The record is from RefSeq and is a predicted model, not a curated record.